Serinus canaria (Common canary) is the source of this 9242-nucleotide messenger RNA. It is a transcript of the gene RASAL2, whose product is annotated as RAS protein activator like 2. The record is from RefSeq and is a predicted model, not a curated record. Lineage: Eukaryota; Metazoa; Chordata; Aves; Passeriformes; Fringillidae. The transcript has 18 exons. Gene Ontology annotation, biological process: regulation of GTPase activity. The coding region runs from base 294 to 4508 and encodes 1404 amino acids.
GAGCUUGGUGCAGAAAUGUGACGGCCCAGGAAGCGAUAGCAAGCUCAGCAAGGCUUCGUGUGCUGUUAGAAGCUGGUGUGCUACAGGUGAGGGCACAACCUUCCUGUGGAGAUGUAGGAAUACCUGGUUCUGGGAUUGGUGCUUUCGUCUUCAGGAAGAGCCUCUGCUGUUUUGCAGUUCACAGCCAUGAACAAAGUAACUGGGGAUGUAAAAUGGUGAGUGAGGAACCACAGCUACGUGACUACUAAGCAACAAGGAAUGUAAGUGAAGCGUCGGAAUCCAAAGGGUGGAAAAUGAGUGCUUUCAAAAAGCAUCAUAGUCUUUCUCCCAGGACCUUCAGAAGAUCUUUGUCAGAACAAGAUGCUGGCUCAGCUGCCUUGAUGGACUAUCAUUGGUACCACCGAAUGAAAAGCAAGAAGUUUAAUAAACAGAUGAGUUUUGACUCAGAGAAACCUCUUGGAGCAUACAAGUGGCAAACGCAUCCUUGGCCUCCCUGGAGGGCGAGCAGAAGAGCAGACUCCUCCAGUUUGAAAGGGGAAUGCAGUGACCCAAGUCUUGGUAAAAGUUCUAUAAGCAUGGAUGCUACCAGUGCUCUCAAUCUCCUGGAGGCCCCACCUGAGCCACUCUUCCCAACAAGGAGCAGGCUGGGGCGGGUUCCCUUCAGCCGCUCGCUGUCCGAGCCCCACGGGAGCGGGACCGCACGGCCGCCCCUGCCAGCCGAGCCCCAGGGCUACUUCAUCCAGGGCAUCUUCUCCUCUCUCUCAAGUGGCUUUGCAAAGAUCAUGAGUCGCAAAGGGGAGCCUGCCAGUGAGUGCAUAACUGCAGGGAAGACAGAGGACAAUCCAAUUGUUUUGAGUACAGAUGUGAAAGGACCACCCACCCACCGACUGUCCUGUGGCCAGUCCCCCUACACAGAGAUGACAACAUGGGAGAGGAAAUACUGCAUCCUGACAGACAGCCAGCUGGUGCUGCUCAACAGGGAGAAGGAGGUGCCUACGGAAGGGAUCCAGGAGCCGCAGGAUGCCUCCCGCGGGCGCUGCCUGCGCCGCACGGUCAGCGUGCCCUCCGAGGGCCAGUUCCCCGAGUACCCGGCAGAGGGGGCCGCCCAACUAGAGGUCCCAGCAGAGAGAUCUCCUCGCAGACGGAGCAUCUCGGGGACCAGCACCUCUGAGAAAACCACCUCCAUGGAUGUCCCGAACACUUCUCCUUUCAGAGUACCAGGCUUCUUCAGCAAGCGCCUGAAAGGAUCCAUCAAGAGGACAAAGAGCCAGUCCAAGCUGGACAGGAACAUCAGCUUCCGUCUGCCCUCUCCCAACAAUUCUGAGGACAGACCACGUGAGCUGCCCAAGCUGAAGGAGUCCCGUUCCCAUGAGUCUUUACUGAACCAAGCCAGCACCAUAGAGACUCUGGACUUUGCAGCAGAAGAAGCAGUCUUUGUCAAACCACUUCACAACAGUAUCCUUGGACGAGACUUCUGCUUUGAGGUAACCUACUCCAAGGGCAGUAAAUGCUUCAGUUGCUCCUCUGCAGCAGAGAGGGACUGGUGGAUGGAAAACAUACGCAGACUAUCGCAGCCGAUGAAGGACAAUUGCCGUCGAGCUGAAAACGUGCUUCGCCUCUGGAUCAUAGAGGCCAAGGACCUGACCCCUAAGAAGAAAUACUUCUGUGAGCUGUGCCUUGAUGACACCCUCUUUGCCCGCACCACCAGCAAAGCAAAAGCCGAUAACAUUUUCUGGGGGGAGCACUUUGAGUUCUACAGCCUCCCACACAUUCAGAGCAUCACGGUGCACAUCUACAAGGAUGUGGAGAAGAAGAAGAAAAAGGACAAGAACAAUUACAUAGGGCUGGUCAACAUUCCCACGGCCAGCGUGACCGGCCGGCAGUUUGUGGAGAAAUGGUACCCAGUCAGCACCCCCACAGCCAACAAAGGCAAGGCAGGGGGGCCCUCCAUUCGCAUCAAAUCCCGCUACCAGACCAUCACCAUCUUGCCCAUGGAGCAGUACAAAGAGUUUGGGGAGUAUGUUACCAGCAAUUACGCCCUGCUGUGCUCCGUGCUGGAGCCUGUGAUCAGCGUCAAGAACAAGGAAGAGAUGGCUUCUGCCUUGGUGCACAUUCUUCAGAGCACUGGGAGAGCCAAGGACUUCUUGACAGACUUGGUGAUGGCUGAGGUGGAUCGUUGUGCGGAACAUGAUGUCUUGAUCUUCAGGGAGAACACACUUGCUACCAAAGCUAUUGAGGAAUACCUCAAGCUGGUAGGACAGAAGUACCUCCAGGAUGCACUGGGGGAGUUUAUCAAGGCUGUGUAUGAGUCAGAUGAAAACUGUGAAGCAGAUCCCAGCAGGUGCUCACAGAGUGAAUUAGCAGAUCAUCAGUGCAACCUGAAAAUGUGUUGUGAGCUGGUCUUCUGCAAGAUUAUCAAUUCUUACUGCGUGUUCCCUCGUGAGCUGAAGGAGGUGUUUGCAUCCUGGAAGCAGCAGUGCCUGAACAGGGGCAAGCAGGACAUCAGCGAGCGCCUGAUCAGUGCCUCUCUGUUCCUGCGCUUCCUGUGCCCUGCCAUCAUGUCCCCCAGCCUCUUCAACCUGAUGCAGGAGUACCCUGAUGACCAGACCUCCCGCACGCUCACCCUCAUCGCCAAAGUCAUCCAGAACCUCGCCAACUUCGCCAAGUUUGGUAUUAAGGAAGAGUACAUGGCCUUCAUGAAUGAAUUUUUGGAACAUGAGUGGGGAGGAAUGCAGCGUUUUCUGAGGGAGCUCUCUAACCCAGAUACCAUCUCCAACAUGCCUGGAUACGACGGCUACAUCGACCUGGGCAAAGAGCUCUCGGUGCUGCAUUCCCUCCUCUGGGAGGUGGUGUCCCAGCUUGAUAAGGGUGAAAAUUCCUUCCUACAGGCAACCGUGGCAAAACUGGGACCUCUCCCCCGUAUUCUUGCGGAUAUCACAAAAUCCAUGACCAGCCCCACACCCACGCAGCAGCAGCUGAAGCGUUUCACGGAGCACAGCUCCAGCCCAAACGUCGCUGGAAGUCUCUCCUCGGGACUUCAGAAGAUAACUGAGGACCCCAGCGAUGGUGACAUAAACAAGAUGAAGUCUCCCACCCAGGAAAAUGUAGAUGGACAUUUUAGGGGCAAGACCUUACUGCUGGUUCAGCAGCCAUCCACCCAGAGCAUGACUUGCUCAGAUAAGGAUGAGAAGGUAAGUGUCUUGCCCAACGGCCGUAGCAUCUCCCUCAUGGACCUGCAGGACCCCCACGCAGCUCACAGCGACGCCGCUUCCAUGAUGCACGACGUGCCUUUGCGCCUGGCGGGCAGCCAGCUCUCCGUCACCCAGGUGGCCAACAUCAAACAGCUGUGGGACACCCAGAGCACCCCCCAGAGCGCUCCCCAGGUCCGGAGGCCGCUGCACCCGGCGUGGAACCAACAGGGCAGCCUCCGGCCCCUCUCAUUCCAAAACCCGGUUUACCAGCUCAACAACCCGAGCCCCCCCAUGGCCAAGGCCUCUGUGGACUCCAGCCCGGAGAACCUGAGCACCGCCAGCUCCCGGAGCCGCAGCAACAGCGAGGACUUCAAGCCCAGCGGGCGCAGCAACAGCAGCCUGGAGGAGUCGGCUAAGCGCAGCUCGCAGAGCGAGGACUCGGCGCGGCGCCCCGCGGGCCCCGACAAGCACGUGCCGGUGGUGCUGCCCCGGCAGAACAGCAGCAGCCAGGCGCAGAUCCGCAAGAUGGACCAGGCCGUGCUGGGCACCAGGGCCAAGACGCUGCACACGCUGACGCACAGCCCCUCCCUGCGCAGCACGGGCAGCGUCUCCGGGGCCUCGGGGGCCCUUGGCAUGGAGCCCGUGCAGAACGGGAACCGCUCCCGGCACCAGUCCUCAUCCUCCAGGGAAAGCCCCGUCCCCAAGGUGCGGGCGAUUCAGCGGCAGCAAACGCAGCAGGUGCAGUCACCGGUGGACUCGGCCACACUGUCCCCGGUGGAGAGGACAGCGGCGUGGGUGUUCAACAACGGCCAGUAUGAGGACACCAAGAAGGACACGACUCAGAACCUGGAUGAAGUCAAGCACGCUGAGAAGUACGAGCAGGAGAUCGCCAAGCUGAAGGAGCGCCUGCGCGUGUCCAGCCGCCGGCUGGAGGAGUACGAGCGGCGGCUCCUGGUGCAGGAGCAGCAGAUGCAGAAGCUGCUCACAGACUACAAAUCUCGACUGGAAGACAGUGAGGACAGGCUGCGCAGGCAGCAGGAGGAAAAGGACAGCCAGAUGAAAAGUAUCAUCAGCAGACUCAUGGCUGUUGAAGAGGAGCUGAAAAAGGAUCACGCUGAGAUGCAAGCAGUCAUUGAUGCAAAGCAGAAAAUCAUUGAUGCACAGGAGAAGCGGAUCGUGUUCCUGGACUCGGCCAACACGCGCCUGAUGAGUGCCCUGACGCAGGUAAAGGAGCGCUACACCAUGCACGUCCGGAAUGGCAACCCUCCCAAGCUUUCCAUCACGGAGAAUGGUGAAUUUAAGAACAGCAGUUUCUAAUUCUGCAGGUGCUGCCAACCACCUCCGUGGAAGAGCAAGACGGAGCAGAGCCAAGACCCCUCACCGUCACUGAUUGUUGCACAUAGUUCUUCUGUAAAAGGAAAAUUGUAUUGUUUGAAGAUUGUAUUGUUUGAAGAUUGUUCUAAAAUUGUUUUAGAGUUGUAUUUUAAAAUUGUAUUUUAAAUUGUUUUAAGAUAGUAUUGUACAUUCAAUAAAAUUGAAAAGGCAACUCGGAAGGGUGGGCUUUAAUUCCCCACUCAGGGCCAGGAGAACCAGGCUCCCCAGAAUAAGUCCUUGUGGAUCACUGUGUAAAUAGAGGGAGCUCUUGGGUUGUGUACAGAAAAUGCCAAUGUAAUAUACCAAAAGGAAGUGAAUACUGUAGAUUUUUUAAUUAUUGCUAUUUUUUUUAUUAUUAUUAUUAUGUUGUUGUUGUUGUUGUUGCUGUUAUUGUUGAUGUUGUUGUUUUUCUCUUGUUGAAAGCACUGCAGUCCUGGGAGGAGGAAGAGGGGGGUGUGUGUGCGUGUGUGUUGUGGGUGAGAGACGUGAGCAGCGGGUGGACCCGAGGCAGCAACUGACUGAUCAAAGGACAUGAAUGGAGUGAAAUGAAUUCCAUAGGAAAACUCACCAGCUGGGUUUAUUCCCCUCUUCCCCAGCUGGUCUUUAGCUGAAUGCAAACUUGAUAGCAAAUGUUUUAGCAAGAGAACUGGCUCUUGCUGUGUCCUGUACCUACUUCCGAUAGGACUCUGUCAUAAAACAGUCUUUCUGAAGAAGGUACAAAGUGGAAGCAGCAAGCUGGAUUCCUGGAAUUUGCACAGUCAGGCUUCCUGUCAGACAGAGGGAAUCUGCAGGAUUUUGUGGUAGGAUUCUUUCUUUUGUACCCCAGUUCUGAUGCAGUUUUAUAUUUUCUUCUGUUUGGAGGAUUUACAGACCUGUAAAUACUUUUUUAACGAUUUCUAGCCAAUCUCUACUAUACACCCCCUGCAGAGGCACCCUGAAUUCCCUCUCUGCUCUCCAUCAGGAACAGACAGGUUAAUCCUCUCGGGAAAGGGCUAACCAAAGGGUGCCCAUGCCCAGCACAGGAAAUUCCAUAUGCAAAAGUCCCUUUUUCUAGAGGAUUUCUGUAUUUUAAUGCUUGCUUAUUUUCACUGUUUCAGCCACUUUCUUAGCCAGUGUAGAACCAAUGAAAGGUGCUUUCUGCACCUUUGUUGAAAGAUCUUCCAUUUCUGCUGAAAUUUUCCUUUCUCUGGAUAAUUUAAAGGGUGUUUGUUUGUUUUUUUUUUUCAGUUCUGUACGCUCUUUUCAGGAGUUUUGACUAAAUUUUUGUCUCCAGUUUCUUUCAGUUGUGUUUCUUAGAAGGAUGAUUCCAGACUGUGUGUGAAUGGGAUAUCACUCCAAAGUGACCUUUUCCUGGGAGACAGUGACAUUCACAACCUGUAACAGAUGAACACUAAAUGGCUUGGUAUUGUCAAUUCUUAUGAUUUCAUCAAGUGUCACAAUAUUUAAUCUGAGAGAGGGUUGGUUUGUUUUUUUUUUUAAUCUCAGAUUCUGGAGUCAAGUGUGAAUUUUUACUUCCAGCUUGUGCUGCACGUUUCUAGCCCUCAAACCCUCACAGUAAAUGAAAGUAUUGCAGCACUGAUUGAAAUUGUUAAUUACAGAAACAUACUGAUAACAAUGAGUAUGAUUAACCAUUCUCACAUGCUGUGGAAAUUGGAAAAAUUUGCUUCAAUUUGAGACAAAACCUUGAGAGGUGCCUCAAUGUGGGAUUGUCUCACGAAAAAUGCAGGAGUGUCUAAGCCAGUUCCCUGCACAUGAAUUAUUGGCAAUACCAAGACCCGAACCUGGUGUCUGUUGCUAAGUUUGCCUGGUUUUUGGAAAUGAAUUCAUCCCAGCCCUGUGGCUGAUGCAGGAGGUGGCAGAGCAGUGUGUGUGCUCUGGUGUCACGAGGCUCAAGCUACCAUCACCACCCCCAUGGGUUCUGUGCAUCAGUACAGAGAUCCCUGUGCUGUAGGAUGUGUGUGCAUCAAUCCUAGCCAGGCCUUCUGGAGCACAGCAGUGAGCUGGGAUUUGGGAUUAAUGCUUGGCUCUUUGGGAUCAGAGCUGCUCUGGCUGCUCAGCCAGGACUCUGUGCUGGUGGCACUGACACACCUGGGGUUGUGCUCUGCAUUGGCUCAGCAGUGGUUACUUUUCCAUACUUUCCAAACCGUCUUCCAGCUCUAGAUCCUUGCUGACCUCUGAUAUUUUAUUCCUCAAACUGUGCCUUUGAGUUUCUCCUUUCUCCCUUCAGGCAUCACAGCCGUAGCAACUUCUCCAGUUUGUGUUGAGUUGUCAUAUGAGGGCCUCUUUUACACAAACCUUUUUGUGAGCUCUUUCUGUGGGAUCUGCAUGUCCCUGUAGCCAUGUACUGUAAUUGCACAGCUGUAGCAUGGGGGAUUGUGUUCCCAUCCCUUUUGGGAUGGGCAUGUGAACUGCUCCCUUGUGGCACGGUGCAGGUGAUGUGGGUGUGCUGUGAGCGAACGCCCGUAGGGCUGCACUGACAGAACAAGGCAGAAGCAGAUGUGUUGUUCUAGGAGAGUUAUUCCAGCAUUAUUUUGGGAAACACCUUUCUCCAGAGCUCCCCAGUGCUCUGGUAAUGUCAGAGGUCGCUGGCUGACCUGUGUGGUUUGAUGUUGAAGUGUCCACUUUGGUUUCUGCAGUAGGGGCAGCAUUUCAGCCUGGAUUUUUAGAGGGGAAAUAAUCCCUGCCCCACUGUUGGUGAGGUCUUUGGUAGUGCAUCACUCCAAUUACUGUACCUUCUCCUGUGUGUUUCUCAAGCUUGUAGAAUGCUUGUAGGAAGAAGCAGUGGCUCUCUCAGAGCCUGACCCCUCUCUGUGGUCUCAGAGCUCAUUGCUAGGCUGGUUGUUUCUCUGCUUUUCCAGUUUCUCCCCUCAGGUGCCAGGCAUGCUCCUCCAGCUCUGCCACCGAGGGGUCACUGCCUGCAGACCCCGGAGGGGUGAGGUUUGCAGAGUCAGUGCUGCUAGACUGGAAUUGAUCUGCUGCAGCACAAAGCACUGCUCCUGAGUCCUGCAGGCAGCUGUCUCUCCUAGUUUGUUACCAAGCAGCCCAGAAAACUUUCAGCCGCCUCAAGCUGACAAUAUGUGAAAAUGCCAGUUUCUAUUUUAUCCAUACUGAUAAAAUCCAUGCUCUGUUCAGGAGCAGGAGCCCUGCCUGGGCCUCAUUACAUUUGGGUUUAGACUUGUGGCCAGUGGGCUCUGAGGGAGUAAAUGGUGCAAUGUGUGAUGGGGAGCUGGCUUUGUGUUCACACUCUGAGCAAAGGCUGAUGGCUGUGUCUAAUGCUGUGCAAGGAGCUGCUGCUCUCACUGGGGAAGAGAUGAAGUAGUGCAGGAAAGAUUGGAUAGCCUGGAGGAGGAAUACUCAUGUUCCUCAGACUGAACAGGAAAGUCACCCCAUCUUGUUGUCUCAGUCCGUGCUGGCCCCGUUGGUACCGUUCUAGGAGGGUUCUCUCCAAACCUCAAAGUCACCUGGGCUUCUUGAGAGCUCAGGGAAAGCUUGAAGCCAGCACAGCAGGGCAGGGAGAUGGAGCAGUCUCUUGUGUGUGGCCUCUUGGCAGGUUGUGUGUGGUGUCUGCAGGGUGUGAGGUGAGCAGGGUGACAAGAGACAGGCUCUGAGAGGACAGAGGGAGCACGGCCUAGGCAGCAUCCUGUAAAUUCCUGCUCUUUAUAACUCUAGGAAUUCAGGCCUUUUUUGGGGGGGGGGAAAUAGGUUUCACAUCUAGGAAUUACCAACUGUUACUUCCCUGGUGUAUCCAAAAUGGGCAGCUUUUUACAAAAGCACAGAUCCAUACAGCUACACAUUUUGCCACAUUCCUCUCCAGUGGCAUAACUCAGGCAGGGAAUCUAUAGGAACAUGGAAAGGGAUGUGUGUAUUUUCUAGUUAGAGAAUAUGAGGUGUAUCCACUAAUAAAUUAUUUAUCCAUCUAAUAAAUCAAAGAAAUGGAGUUUAUUUUGCAUUCAUGUAAUUGCUUUGGUUUGGCUGUGAGUUUUUCCCCCCAUGAUAUAUUCAUUUCAUGUUCUGAUGCUUGCAUAAACCCACCAGCUUUUAACUUAGAAGUCCAUGAAUUUUACAGCCAUGUCCAUGGAAUGUGUCAGCAAUACUUACUUGUGUAAGUGAUGAAUUCUGCUUGUGGUCUGCAAAAAUGUCCGUGUUGUUCCUGGAGAACAAUUCCUGUCCCAGUUGAACCAUGACGUGCAUUUCCAUCAGUGGUGGGCAUGGUCUGCCAGAGGAAAAUGGGUUAAAUUUAGGGUGAUGUUUUUAAAUGUUUCCUUCUCCACAGUAAGUUAACCCCCAGGAGAGUGAGCAUGUCCUUACAGAUCAUGCCUGCCAGGAAUCCUACCUGCAAAAAUAGAUUUUCUGUCUCAAGGGCCUUAAUAAGAGUGUUACUACACAGAACUCUUCUACAGUGAUAGCUCUAAAUAAUUUAUUUUUUUUUCAACAAAGUACACCUUUAAAAAGGAAUAAACUUGUUUUUCAAGCCGUAUUUUUAUGCUUGUAGCACUGGACUGUUUGGUCUCUGAUAUCCAUUUCUGCAUUUCAUUGCCUGGGUUUGUUCUAAAGAAGAUUUAUUUUUGUUCUGUGAAUAAUUUUUGAAGUUUCUUGUAAUAUGUACAGAUAUAGAUACAUUUGAGGACUUUUAUUGAUAUUCCUACAAAGAAUACAAAUAAACUUUAACUUUAAACA